AAAAACAAAUCAAACGCGAAAUGCUGCAAAUUUUGUAAAUAGCAUAGGAAAACAUCGUAUUUUUAAGUGAAAAGCGAAUUUAUAGUGCAAUAAUGUUUCUGCCCGAAACAGCCACCUUCUGUAUCACCCUGUUGGUCUAUGGAGCAAUUCUCCUACUCCUUAUUUACUAUGUCCUCACACUGGCGGAUCUGGAGUGCGACUAUCUUAAUGCCCAGGAGUGCUGCCGACGCCUCAACUUCUGGGUAAUACCCAAGUUCGGAUCCCACGCCCUGCUCUGCGUGCUUCUGUUACUCGGAGGCCACUGGGUGAUGUUUCUCCUUAACCUGCCUAUGGUGAUUUGGCUUUUCUACGAGCUGCAUCGCCAGCGGCGCGAUAGUCUGGGUGUCUACGAUCCGGUGGACAUACACAGUCGGGGAUUGCUAAAGGUCCAUCUGAGAAAUUGUAUGAUUUAUCUGGGCUACUACUUCGUUAUGUUCUUCGUGGGGUUGUACUGCCUUAUUUCGUCACUAAUCAAGGGAGAUCCCAUCAAGCGGUAUGAGGACGACGAAAUAGUAACGGAUUUCUGAAGUUUAGCCAAAUAAGCCUGCACCAAAGGGCUUCCAGCAAAUUUCUUCAUCCUAGACCGAACUACCAAGCCUGGUUAUAGUUGCAAUCUAAAAUUCUGUAACUAAAACUUAGGCGUACAUCUAACAAACAAGUUUCCUCGAACACUUUCGCAGAAUUUGAUAAGAGCAUUUGCCUGAUUCUCACAACCUAAACCGAAAAUUGAUUGAAAAUUUUCCUUAGACUAGUUAAUUUAUUAUUUUAUUUUUAAAUCUUUAAAAAAGACUGUAACACCGCAGUGUGCUCAAUUGCGUUAACAGGAUAGACG
Drosophila melanogaster (fruit fly) is the source of this 871-nucleotide messenger RNA. It is a transcript of the gene cnir, whose product is annotated as cornichon related. Lineage: Eukaryota; Metazoa; Arthropoda; Insecta; Diptera; Drosophilidae. Gene Ontology annotation, biological process: vesicle-mediated transport. Bases 93 to 566 code for a protein of 157 amino acids. The transcript has 3 exons. Gene Ontology annotation, cellular component: membrane. The record is from RefSeq and is marked reviewed.